UUUGUUGUUUGCCCCUUUUUCUUUGUCAUCCCUUUCCCUUUUCCAACGAAUCUCUCAGAAUCAUAAAUUCAAAAAAAAAUAAAAUAAAAAAUAAAGAAGCCAAAUCUCACAACUGUCACCACUAACAUUGCAUUAACCCCAACUCAACCCUUCAUAUACAACACAUAUAUACACAUAAAUAUGCCCCAGAUCUGUUCUUUCAAGAAUUCACAAAAAAGACAUUUCCAAUCAUUAUUUGUGGUAUAUGUAAUGUGUGCUUGUAUAUGUAGAUCUUGAGCUGGAAAUUCAUAAUUGAGAGUGUGUUGGAUUGAGGGGAAAAGGGAAGGGGGGUUAUAUUUUUUUAAAAGGGGAAAAAAAUAAAAUGGUGUUUUGGGAAGGUUAUGUGAGUGAUGAAGUGAUGGGGACAUUUGCACCAAUAGUGGUGUAUUGGUUAUAUGCAGGGUUUUAUCAACUAUUGCCACCAAUGGAUAACUAUCGUCUUCAUACUAGGAAAGAAGAAGAUGACAAGAAUGUAGUUCCACUUGGUUCUGUUGUUAAAGGGGUUCUUCUUCAGCAGUUUUUUCAGGCCACUGUUGCCCACUUGCUCUUCUUGUUAACAUGUAAGGUAACUGUAUCAGAAAAUGUAGUCCAGCCCUCAAUUCCUGUUCAGAUUGUGCAGAUCAUUAUAGCGAUGCUGGUCAUGGAUACCUGGCAGUACUUUGUGCAUCGCUACAUGCAUCAGAACAAGUUUUUAUACCGCCAUGUUCACUCCCAGCAUCAUCGGUUGGUUGUGCCUUACGCGAUUGGUGCCCUUUAUAACCACCCACUUGAAGGUCUCCUCUUGGAUACCUUUGGUGGUGCUCUUUCAUUUCUUGUUGCCGGAAUGACUGCACGUACUGCUGUCAUCUUUUUCUGCUUUGCUGUGGUCAAAACGGUUGAUGAUCAUUGUGGACUCUGGCUGCCUGGUAAUAUCUUCCAUUUGUUUUUCCAAAAUAACACUGCUUACCAUGACAUUCAUCAUCAGCUCCAAGGCACAAAGUUCAAUUAUUCUCAGCCGUUCUUUCCAAUAUGGGACAAACUUCUUGGAACAUACAUGCCAUACAGACUUGUAAAAAGGCCUGAGGGUGGAUUUGAGGCGCGACUGAUGAAAGAUUAGUUGGUUUUUAUCAUUAGUCUCUGUAUGAAUCAACAUGUCUUUUGUAGGGAUAGCUACCAGUUGAGGUUGUUCACUCUAGCAGUUGACUUGGAAGGUCUACAUUCAUCAAGACUUGAAAGUGUGCUGCAGAAAGUAGAAAUGUUCAUUCCUUUCUUUUCAGUUGACCCUGUUUAUUCUUAAUUUUUGUCUAACCUCUUGAUGAUUUGUAAGCCUAUUGUUUCUGAGCUCUUACUUUGUGCAGUAUUACUUCAACUAUUGCAACUUGCUUAUACUUCAGCAGGUUGAUUUUGUAUUGGUAUUCGAGAGUUGUGAGUUACAAGAAAUCAAGAUCAUGUAAUUAAAAUUGUUAAAACUAUGUAGUGUAAAAUUUCAUGGUCUCUGGAGUUAUUUCAA
Molecule: messenger RNA, 1528 nt
Organism: Lycium ferocissimum
Lineage: Eukaryota; Viridiplantae; Streptophyta; Magnoliopsida; Solanales; Solanaceae
Product: very-long-chain aldehyde decarbonylase GL1-9-like
Exons: 3
Coding region: 362-1135 (257 amino acids)
Biological process (GO): lipid biosynthetic process
Molecular function (GO): iron ion binding; oxidoreductase activity
Source: RefSeq, a predicted model, not a curated record